UUGGGAGGCUGUGGAGAAUGCCGUAAGACAUGGGCUCCCGCAGCAGCAGCAACGCCGGCUCGGGCGGUCGGGAUCGCCAGGGCAGCUGGUUGCCGAGGGACUCUGGGGUCCUGCGCAGCGAGGAGGAGGACGACGAAGACGAGGAUGUGGAUCUGGCCCAGGUACUGGCAUACCUACUGCGCAGAGGACAGUUUCAUCUGAUGCAGGGCGGGGGAGCAGCCAGUGUCCAGGUGGUCCACGCACUGUCCGACUCGGACGACGACAGUGACAGCGCGUGGGAAGGGCGGCUGGGAGACCAGUACAAACCUGCAGUGGAUUUGGCGCCGGACACCCGUGGCCUGGAGAACAAUGAGAUCAAAACUCGCAUCCAGUUGGCGACGGGCAGGCUGGGCCCCAAGCGAACCAACUGCAGUAUCCCCAAGCUGCUUUUCCAGAGAGAGCGUGGCCUUUGCCAUAACGGCAGUUUCUCCCCCGGCGAGUGCUCACGGGUGGUGUCACACUUCCUCCCCAACUACUUGACUUUCACAGACUGCUACUCUCAGAAGGCUUUCUGUGGGAUCUAUUCCCAGGAUGGACAGCUGUUUAUGUCAGCUUGUCAAGACCAGACAAUCCGCUUGUACAACUGCUCCUAUGGAGCCUUCCGGAAAUUCAAGAGCAUCAAAGCGCGGGACGUGGGCUGGAGUGUGCUCGACGUCGCCUUCACCCCGGAUGGGGCCCACUUCCUUUACUCCAGCUGGUCGAACUACAUACACAUUGGCAACAUCUAUGGGGAAAACGAAACCCACACGGCGCUGGAUCUGAGGCCCGAAGAGCGCCGCUUUGCCGUCUUUUCCCUCACAGUCUCCUCAGACGGACGGGAAGUCCUGGGAGGGGCCAACGACGGCUGCGUCUAUGUCUUCGAUAUGGAGCAGAAGAAGCGGACGCUCAAGAUUGAGUCCCACGAAGACGACGUGAAUGCCGUGGCCUUUGCUGACACCAGUUCCCACAUUUUGUUUUCCGGGGGCGACGAUGCCAUCUGCAAAGUAUGGGACCGGCGCACCAUGAGGGAAGGUGACCCCAGGCCGGUGGGGGUCCUGGCCGGUCACCGGGACGGCAUCACCUUCAUAGACAGCAAAGGAGAUGCCCGAUACCUCAUCUCCAACUCCAAGGACCAGACAAUUAAGCUAUGGGACAUGCGGAAGUUCUCGGGCCGCGAGGGGCUGGAAGCAUCCCGCCAUGCCGUCACCCAGCAGAACUGGGAUUAUCGCUGGCAGCAGGUGCCCAAGAAAGCACAGCGCAAAUCGAAGCUCCCAGGCGAUAGCUCGCUCAUGACGUACCGAGGCCACGGAGUGCUACACACCUUGAUCCGCUGCCGUUUCUCCCCCGCCCACAGCACUGGGCAGCAAUACAUCUAUAGUGGCUGCUCGACGGGCAAGGUGGUGGUAUACGACCUCAUUAGUGGCCAUAUUGUGAAGAGGCUGACUGAUCACCGAGCCUGCGUCCGUGAUGUAAGCUGGCACCCCUACGAGGAGAAGAUUGUCAGCAGUUCGUGGGACGGCUACCUCCGGCUGUGGGAAUAUCGCCAAACGGAAUACGACGAAGACGCUUUCCGGAGCCCCCAGCAGCUCCCCACCACCAGAGAACUGCGCCCCAGAUCUUCCUUGAGAGCCUCCAAUCAGUAG
Messenger RNA from Euleptes europaea (tarantolino), 1661 nucleotides. RefSeq names its product DDB1 and CUL4 associated factor 11 (gene DCAF11). The record is from RefSeq and is a predicted model, not a curated record. Gene Ontology annotation, cellular component: Cul4-RING E3 ubiquitin ligase complex. Gene Ontology annotation, molecular function: protein binding. Lineage: Eukaryota; Metazoa; Chordata; Lepidosauria; Squamata; Sphaerodactylidae. The coding region runs from base 30 to 1661 and encodes 543 amino acids. Gene Ontology annotation, biological process: proteasome-mediated ubiquitin-dependent protein catabolic process. The transcript has 14 exons.